Messenger RNA from Physcomitrium patens, 3081 nucleotides. The record is from RefSeq and is a predicted model, not a curated record. NCBI's taxonomy places the organism in Eukaryota, Viridiplantae, Streptophyta, Bryopsida, Funariales, Funariaceae.
AGAUGAUAUUGAUCAACAUUGCCGCACACCCCACCUGGUUUUUUCCCCCUAACUAUGCCAUUCCCUUUCUACAGCUCCAGUUUCUCCUCAGUUUUCAGAGGCGGUAAUUUGGAUGAAGUUUAUGCAUCCUGAGUGUAUACAGCCAAGCCAAUUGCAGGGACUUUUUUUGUUUUUUUGUUUUAAAUUUCCAACUGGGUUCCACACUGGGUAAGCUCCACUUCGAACUCCAGAGGCUACAACGGUUUGUGCAUGGCAAUGUUGGUUCUUUUGUGAUAAAAAGCACCUGCAAUGGGGCGUGUUUCCAUUAAACGGAUAUAAUCCAGUGAUGUAAUGUGUCGUGGAAUUCGGUGUUGACUUCUGAAUUGGAUAUUGAUCCAAUGGCGGUGCAGCAUGUGUGUUGAGGUGCCAAAUAUAACCGGGAAUACUGUAAAUUGGCCGCAUCAAUCAGGAGUUGUCAGGCGCACUUACUGGUGUCAGAAGAGUAACUCCUGGGAUAUGAUCGACGACCGACCCGGAUGUUGGAGCGCGCAGUAUGGUUGUGAAAUAGCACCCUCCAUGAUCGCAAUUUGAAAUGUCCUUUUUUGCACUCGCUUAAUGCUCGCAGUUACAGCAGGAACAGCCCCAUGGAUGUAAUAGCCUCCUGAAGCGCUGGAUGAGUUCACUUAGGAAUCCUGACUGUCAAAUCGAUUCGUCGGAGAUCACCCACAGCUUAAAAUAAUGCUGCGUGGUGAGUGAGAAUAUGUAUAAGUGUGGCCACUUCAGAUGAGACGUAGCGGCCCAAACAAACUGUGUCGAUGUCAGCCGCUUUCGUCAGACAAAGAAAAACUUUGGAGCUCCACGCUGUUAUCAGGAAGGUACUGUAAGGAGGAUCCGAGGAGUGCGCUUCAGUACAGAAGGGACCCGCAGCUGUACAAGACUAAUUUGUAGCUUCAGGUGCUGAAACAAAGCUUAUUUUCUAUGAAAGCAGGGUGCACCCCAUAGCCUAGUACUGAGGGCUGCACUUUGAUGCAUGCACUACGAGAGUGUGCACUGUUCACGUCGGUGUUGAAGUUUCGAGAAACAUACACAUCUCUGUGUGCGACCGGAAACAGCUUCAGUCCUGGCCAUGGCAGAGCUCGGCGUUUCGGAAAUGGAAAGGAUGAACACCUUUGGCAUUGGAGCUGAUGCACAGAGAGGCUUGGGAGCUGGAAUGACACUUCCAUUGCUGUUUCUGGCGACAGUGGUAUGGUGGAUAUGGCAGCGCCACAAAGCGAACCUGGAGUCAGGGCUGCCUGGCACCUUCGGCCUGCCCUUCAUUGGAGAGACCCUGACUUACGUCGCCAAAAUGAAAUCACCACUCGGCAACUUCGUCGAUGAGAAGACUAAAAGAUACAAUGGAGCACAGGCGUUCAAGUCGUCGCUGUUCUUCCAACCCACGGUUAUUGCGACGGAGGUGGAGACGGUGAAGAUGAUCGUGGCCAAGGAAGGGCGGUCGUUCGUGUCGAACUACCCCUCAAGUUUCGCCCUGCUCCUGGGGCGCUUCAAUGGCUUGAACAUGAAUGGCGAGAACUGGAAGCGGCUGCGCAAGUUUGUAAUAAGUCACAUCAUGCGUGUGGACCUGCUCAAGGAGCGUAUGGCCGAUAUCGAAGACCUCGUAGUCCGCACCCUCGACUCCUGGGCCGAUGAUGAGGGGCGCACAAUUUAUGUCGAAGACGAAACAAAAACGAUAGCAUUCAACAUCACAGCAUUGAUAGUGCUGAAUCUGAAGCCAGGCAAGGUGAGCCAGACGAUGCAGCGGGACUACUACCCACUGAUUGAGGGCAUGUUCUCUCUGCCCAUCAACCUCCCCUGGACAAUCUACGGCAAGGCCACUCAGGCACGCGUGCGAAUUCUUAAGACCCUGGAGGAAUUUUUACAAUCGAGAACAGUUAAGGACGAUGUGUUCGAUAACUAUGUACAGUUGCUGCAAGAAGAGUUACCUCCUGGAUCCCCACCAGCGCUGAAGCAUGAAAUGGGUUUGGACCUACUCACCAGCUUGCUCUUCGCUGGCCACGAUACCACCGCCGCUACCAUGGUCUUUUCUGUGAAAUACAUUGGCGAAAACCCAAAAGUCCUUGCCGAGUUGCGGAGGGAGCACGAAGAACUUUUGAAGAGAAAGCAACCAGGGGAGCGAAUCAGCUGGGAUGAUUGCAAGACCCUGUCCUUCUCCAACAGCAUCAUCACAGAGACACUCCGAAUGUGCAACAUCUCCACAACAGUAUUCCGGAAGUCAUUGGAGGACGUUCACGUUGGUGACUACGUGAUUCCCAAGGGAUGGCUGGUGCUCCCCUACUUCCGGGCCGUGCAUUUCAACCCCAGCAUUUAUCCAGACCCCUACACUUUCAACCCAUUUCGUUACCAGGAUGCUGCAGGGUCCAAACUGCCGUUUUUUGGCUUCGGUGGAGGUGCACGACUAUGCCCGGGGAUGGAUUUAGCACGAGCCGAGCUGUGCCUGUUUCUCCACCACCUCGUCAUGAAAUUUGAGUCAUGGGAGCUGCUCGGCAACGACGUGGUGUCUUACUUCCCUUUUCCCCGCCUCAGCGCGAGGCUUCCCAUCCGUGUGAAGCGUAGGACCCCACCCCAGCAACCUUCGACGUAAACUUCGAAACUUACUUGAGCCUUCAAAACACAGAUUCUACUUCUGAUACAGCAACGGAUUGAGCAGGCAGAGGAUCAAGUAUAAAACUUUAGGGUUAGAUAGUUUUCACUCUCCUUUAACUACCACCUACCCUGCUUGGGGCGUAUCUACUAUAGGUAAGAGCACUUGGAAAACAACUAGUGCUUGAUUUAUAUGCCCUCUCUACUAAGUUUGCAGUUUGUAGGUACUGAUUUUGCAAUAAGACGCAAGGAGUCUUAGCUUUAACGUAUCUUUUGAACGGUAGUAUUCAUUGUAGAUUUCAUUACGUGGGUGUUACUGAUUGAUGUAAAUUUUAUAUAUAUUUCAUAUGUAGAUGAAGUUGUUUAUAAGUUGUAAGCAAACAGCAUGUGUACAUAUAUUUUGGUUAGAUUCGACUCAUGCAAUUUGAAUAGAAGUUGAAAUAAAUUGCAUUGAUUUUAACUUCA